CCACGGACGGGCUGGAACCAGAAACAGUUUCCAACAGUCUACCACACUCAUGGGAGGAAGUACGAAAUAUGCUUCCUAUAUUUUCACUUCUCUAUCUGUAGCAGUUUGUUAACCCACAUUACACAAGUAGUCUUUUCCACCGUCAAUGCUCAGUUCCUGAUUGAUGCUUCAGUUAAUCUACUUUACAACCAUUUGAGUGUGUUUUGACCGUGUGUAGACCAUAGAUCACACAGAUCACAUUAGUUGCAGGAGUGCUAUGGAAAAAUGCAGACUGCCUGCCGUUUUGCUGCUGGCACACAUUGGCCUCUCUUCGGUAGUGUUGGAAGCUCAGGUCAGUGUUGAACCACAGGUGACAGGGUACCUGGGUAAUGAUGUCACACUGCGUUGUAAGUUGAUCCAGGGCGAUCUCAUUCAGGCUGAGUGGCAGUGGGAGAUGUCAGAUACUAAAAGGUUUUCCAUAGCUGUCUUUAACCCUAACUUAGGGCAAAACAUUUCUGGGUCACCUCUAAAAGGGAGGUUGGAGUUCGCUGGAGCUUCCACCGGUGAUUCCUCUAUUACUAUAAAAGAUGUGGAGAUGACGGAUGCAGGGAAAUACAUUUGUCUCCUGACAGUCUUCCCUAGUGGCUCAUUUGAGAGAACAACCAUCCUCACUGUACUGAAUCAGAUUCCACCUCCAUCAUCCGGCGAGGUUGUAGGAAUUGUUACCGCAGCCCUCCUGGUAACAGUUGUCAUGACAGCCACAGCUUACCUCAUCAUUGUCAGGAAGAGGCACAAGGCUUUAUUCAACCCCUCUGUCAGCAUUGAUGCAAGCAGCCUGGCGGUCAGUGCAGACAGGACAGGGACAGGAAUAGAAGAGGAUCUGGUUUAUUCGGAGAUUAUCAGAUUCAACAUUGACAAGAGGAAAGCACACGACCCAUCUGGAGAAGACCAGAAAGAUGCAGACGUCAAGCCAGCUGAGGAUGUCACCUUCUCUGCAGGGGCGGUGGGGAACCAGCAUUCUUUAAGGGAAGACACAGUUUACUCUCAGGUGGUGAGAAAGGACUGGGACAUAGAUGAUGUAUGGACUGUCUAAGCACAAUAACAGUAAAGGGAUAACCAGACAUCCUUUAUAUUCACAUACAUUUAACUGAAGUUAUUCUUGUUGGGGAAGUGACCUCCUUAUUAGACAAAGCCAUCUAGAUCCUACAGAAGGGCUAUGUGUGUGAAUACUGAAAAAUGAUUGCCACCAACAGAAUGCUAUAUAUAUCGGGCAAACAACAAUCUCAGCUCUGUAGAUUUUGUUGCGAAGAGACAGAAUCAAUAGAUAAUUUAUUCUGGUAUUGCCCCUAUGUAGCUUGUUUCUGGUCACAGGUUCAGGAAUUCUUUAAAAAAAAAACACAACAUGCACUUUGGAAAGCCACAGUCAGUCAAUCAAUAAUGUAAUAAUACUCGUAGGAAAGGUUUUCGUCUUUAGCUCACAAUCUGUGGAUAAUAACAUCACAGCACAUUAGAAAAAUACAUGGCACAUGGAAACCAAAUCAGGGUGGUCUAUGGUGAUAGGUGGGAUGGGCUGAGAGUGGCAGAGGGGUGGGAUUAAAGAGCUGAGGUCUAUGGUGAUAGGUGGGAUGGGCUGAGAGUGGCAGAGGG
Molecule: messenger RNA, 1626 nt
Organism: Oncorhynchus masou masou (cherry salmon)
Lineage: Eukaryota; Metazoa; Chordata; Actinopteri; Salmoniformes; Salmonidae
Product: T-cell immunoreceptor with Ig and ITIM domains-like
Exons: 6
Coding region: 257-1072 (271 amino acids)
Biological process (GO): homophilic cell-cell adhesion; heterophilic cell-cell adhesion
Cellular component (GO): adherens junction; apical junction complex
Source: RefSeq, a predicted model, not a curated record